AAGUUAUACCGAAAGUAAAGUGGAUGAGGAAAUAAGGAAACGCACCAUCACCGUCCUCUGCAGCAGCCGCGCACGUCUCAAGUUUUCUAAAUCAGUUCUAAAUUUAUUUAUUAAAUUCGUAUUGAACGGGUGAAGUUUGCUUCAUCAUGUCAAAGGCAGCAACACUGAAGAUCAGCAAGGCGAGCGCGGUUAAGGUGGAAACCUUUCGCAAGUCUCUCUAUCAUGAGGCGGAGAAUCUGUUCUCCAAUCUGAUCCCUGUGAAGAUCAUCCAGCUGGACGCCCUGCUCAAGGAUGAUGCUCUCAGCAUCACAGACAUGUCCUCCCUGCAGGCCCCCCUGGACAUCCCCAUCCCUGACCCCCCUUCACCGGAGGAUGAGGAAAUGGAGACAGACAAGAGUGAAGAAGAUGAGAAGAAGAAGAAAGCUCCGAAGUGCGGCUUCAUCAAGGGAAACGAGAAGAUCAUGACGGUCCUGGAGCGGGUGAAGCCGGAGAUCGUGGCCCUCAGGGAGACCAUCGUCGUCGUGUCCUGCUGGAUUCAGCACCUCAUCCCAAAAAUAGAGGAUGGAAACGACUUUGGAGUUGCCAUCCAGGAGAAAAUCCUGGAGAGAAUAGCAGCGGUAAAGACCAAAGUGGAUGGCUUUCAGACAAACAUUAACAAGUACUUCUCAGAGAGGGGGGACGCCGUCGCUAAAGCCUCCAAAGACACACACGUGAUGGACUACCGCUCGCUCGUCCACGAGAAGGACGAGGCCGUUUUUUCUGAGAUCAGAGUGAUCGUCCUCGACAUCCGUGGAUUCUACGCUGAACUUUAUGACAUCAUCUGCAAAAACCUGGAAAAGGUGACCAACCCCAAAGGAGAGGAGAAGUCGUCGAUGUACUGAAGCUGCAGCUACUGAUCAGCUGGAUUCAUCUCUCAACUCUCUGCACCUGCGUCACGCUGCAGGAUUCAUCAGUCAAAACUGCCCGCGGGUUUAUCAAUGAUUCCUUUUUAAAAGUUCACUAAAAAAAAAAAAACUGAUUUUUUUUAUCAUUUCUGUUUGAUGGGAACACUUAUAUUUGCACUAAGUUUGACCUGCAUGGUAAGAAAAUAAAAACUUGUUCUGUCAAAGUG
Messenger RNA from Cololabis saira (Pacific saury), 1111 nucleotides. RefSeq names its product proteasome activator subunit 2 (gene psme2). Gene Ontology annotation, biological process: regulation of G1/S transition of mitotic cell cycle; regulation of proteasomal protein catabolic process; positive regulation of endopeptidase activity. Gene Ontology annotation, molecular function: endopeptidase activator activity. The record is from RefSeq and is a predicted model, not a curated record. The transcript has 11 exons. Bases 147 to 881 code for a protein of 244 amino acids. Gene Ontology annotation, cellular component: cytoplasm; proteasome activator complex; nucleoplasm. Lineage: Eukaryota; Metazoa; Chordata; Actinopteri; Beloniformes; Belonidae.